Messenger RNA from Lottia gigantea (owl limpet), 2340 nucleotides. RefSeq lists its product as hypothetical. The coding region runs from base 1 to 2340 and encodes 779 amino acids. Gene Ontology annotation, cellular component: endoplasmic reticulum membrane. NCBI's taxonomy places the organism in Eukaryota, Metazoa, Mollusca, Gastropoda, Lottiidae. The record is from RefSeq and is a predicted model, not a curated record. The transcript is spliced from 3 exons. Gene Ontology annotation, molecular function: mannosyltransferase activity.
AUGAAGAAAUCCAUAGUGAAGUCGAAAGUUCGGGAAUCACUUAAAAUUCAUGAUGUGCAUCAGAGUGAAGUAAAAGACAGUAAAUCGCAUCUUAAAAUAGAUGAUGCGCUUCCAUGUGCCACAGAGAAAGAUAAUAUUUUUCCAUGGUACAGUCCUUACGUGAUAUUCGCAGUGACGCUGGUCAUAAGAGUCUACUAUGUAUCGCAGCCUAGGAACUGGUGGAUCCUGCAUCCGGAUGAAGUUUACCAGUCUCUUGAAGUUGCCCAUUCUGAGGUGUACGGCUAUGGAUUUCGGCCUUAUGAAUACCUGACCUCUACACCAAAUGAAAACACGACCAGACUAAGACAAAGAGAGAUCAGUUUGGGGAUGUCUGCAAUGAGGUCUUUUAUUUAUCCAUCCUUUUUCAUAGCUAUAACAUGGGUUGCUGAACUUUUCACUCAGGGUAUUAAGCCAUUCUUGCUAUGGAAAGUUAGUCAUGGUGUAGUGACGUCAUUUUUACCAUUAACGAUCUACAAAUUCAGUACAGAUCUGUUUAACUCUCGGGAUAUUGGUGUUUUAUCGUCUUUUCUAGUCGCAACAUCUGUUCAUCUUAAUGUGUUUGGUACUCAUACAUUAGUGAACAGUUUUUUGGCGCCAUUUGUGUUCUUGACGUCGUCUUUGAUACUGAAUGCGUUUUCAACAUCAAAAAUAAAAGACAGCGAACAAAAAAUGGUUUCGAAAGGAUUGCCUGGGGAAUUCAAAGAUAUCAAUGAUAUCUGUUCUCCUGUCGCAGAAACUACAAACAACUCAAAUGUUACAAUUUUGGGAAAACGACUAACAUUUAAUAUUGAAUCUUUAUUACCAAAUUUUAGUAAAUUUCAAUCAAUGUCGAAAAAUUGUGAGAUCUUGCCAAAUGGAAUUUUAGGUUUGAAGAGGGUAAAUGAGAUCGCCCCACAAGUUGUCCAGAUUUCUUAUCACGUACCAAUCGAUGCUUUCUGGAAUUCCUGGAAAUCCAUUAACCAUCAUCUGAUGGUUACUAUAUCGUCGUUUGUAUUGACAACAUCAUGCUAUACGAGACCGGAUGUAACUUUAUUCUCAGUUACUGUUUUAGUGCCAUUUAUUUCCGUCGAAUCAGUAGCCGCAUCAAACAUUAUAGAAAUUCUGGUUGGAAUGACAUCUGCAACGGCCAUGUGCGUAUGGUUGGAUUUUAGAAUGUUUGGUUUUGGAAUUAUUACACCGUGGAAUUGGUUUUAUUUCAACGUGCUUACUGAUUAUUCUUCUACAUUUUUUGGAAAAAUGAGUAUAUCGUUUUACACCAAUGCUAUGUUCACACAAUCUUAUUUUAAUAGUAUAUUGCUCGUUUUAGCUGUUAUACUCUUGGUGUAUAUGAAAGCGACAUGUGCAUUUAGGAACUGUGAAACUGUGAUGAAGUUGUUCUUGUCAUUUUGUAUUUUACUAGUCAUUUAUUCUCUACAAAGUCAUAAAGAAACGCGCCAUAUUCAUAACUUAUUUUGUUUAUUCUAUAUUUUGGUCUCGUGGACAUUUAUUCGGUUUUUUAAAACAGUUUUAUCAUUAAAAGCAAGCCGUGCGAUGAUAUUUUUUGUGUGCAUCUUAAGUCUUUUCAAUUGUAUCCAAAUAUUUCCUAGUCCUAAAGACCAGACAAAUGUAUCUUGGACAUAUGCUCAUACUAGUGAUUCAAAUGAUGUGAACAGUUGUUUGGACUAUGUGGGAAGUGCUGAUGACGUCACAGGUGUAUUUAUGGAUAGAAGUAUGCAUAUGUCUGGAGGAUAUGCCAUUCUACAUAGAAAUAUUCCCAUUCUAGCCUUAAUGAUAAACGAAUUCAAUGAAUUUGAUCAUAUGUCAAGGACUACCAUAGCUUCCAGUGUCAGUUGGGCAUCCAAGGAUGUUCACGUGUCAACGUUUAGUCGUGCCUCCAACUUUAUCUCAGUGUCGAACGCGCCAUAUUUAUUAAAAUAUUUAAUCGAAAAUCCUCAUUAUAAUUAUUUGAUUUUGAAAGUAAACAGACGUUUUAUCACAUACGGUUACGUGGAAAUUUUUCGAUCAGGUCAAAUGAAAGUUUUAAAACGAAAUUCAAAACCAGGUGAUGAGAAAAGACUUCAAGAAACUGCAGACAAAAUAACCAUAGGAUUGAAUGCAACUGUUUUAAAUCACGAAGGCAAUAUGCUGUUUGAUCUAGGAUGUGAGGAUAAAGCAAUCGAGCGUCUUGAAGAAUCCAGAAAGAUCGACCCAUUCUUUAUUAAUAACUAUCAAUUAUUAUCCAAUUUAUAUUUCCUUAAGGGCAAAAGGCCGAAUUUAUUAUGCAAGCAUGCUUUGAAAAAAUUGAUAAAAAUUCAUGUAUGA